Molecule: messenger RNA, 2499 nt
Organism: Stegastes partitus (bicolor damselfish)
Lineage: Eukaryota; Metazoa; Chordata; Actinopteri; Pomacentridae
Gene: ptchd3b
Product: patched domain containing 3b
Exons: 4
Coding region: 1-2499 (832 amino acids)
Cellular component (GO): membrane
Source: RefSeq, a predicted model, not a curated record
AUGGCCGGACAUCGUACAGAUUGCAUAGAGAAACCUCUCCGGAUCUGCUUUGAGAUGAUGGGCCACUUCAUCGGAUCCCAUCCCUGGUGGUUCCUGAUCAUCCCCCUGAUGCUGUCGGCAGGUCUGGGAAGCGGGUUUUAUCUUCUAAAGGACAAAAUUUCCAACGAUAUUGAGGCGCAGUUCACACCUGUUGAUGGACCGGCCAAGAUGGAGAGAAAGUACAUCCAAGAAACCUUCCCAGGAAAUGACUCCAUGUUUUCGAGGUUGAGGCUGAGCACAGACGGAAACUACGCAACUGUCAUAGCCGCAAGCGACGGGAAUAUUCUGACUGUUGAGUCGCUUCAAGACAUCCUCGAUAUAGACUUUAAAAUUAGGAGUAUGGUGGUGCAGUUUGACAAUCAGUCAUUUAGAUAUGUGGAUGUCUGUGCUAAGGUGAUUGGAUCCUGCACCUCCAAUGACAUUCUGGACAUGAUUGACUACAAUGCCAACAACAUAGAUGCUGUCAAUUUGACAUUUCCGUGGUUUCACUCUGAUUUUAGAAGUUUUCCUUUAUAUUUAAGUCUGGGCAGCGUGACAAUAAAUACAGAGAGUUCAGUUGAAAGUGCUGAAGCCAUACAGCUCCAUUACUAUUUAGAAGAAGACAACAAAACAAAAACUGACCUUUGGUUGGAAAGCUUCAUCAAUCUGAUUUCAAAUGAAUCAUCACCUCGUCUUCAGGUGUCAUACUCAACCUCAGUGUCAAUGCAGCAGGAAUUUGAGAAAUCUCCAGCGUCUGUCAUCUAUUUAUUCUCCAUCACCUACACCAUCGCCAUCGUAUUUUCAAUUAUGACUUGUUGGAGGUUGGAUAAUGUGCGGACGAAGGUGUGGGUGGCGUGCUGUGGGGUUUUCUCCACAGGUGUAGCGGUCCUGAGUGGUUUUGGUGCUUUGCUGUUGCUGGGCCAACCGUUCGUCAUGACAGCCGCCACCUGUCCUUUCCUCAUAUUAGGUAUUGGACUUGACGACAUGUUCAUCAUGGUCUCCUGCUGGCAGAGGACCCGUGUUCUGGACAGUGUUAGUGACCGGCUGGCCGACACCUACAGGGAAGCUGCCGUCUCCAUCUCCAUCACCACCCUGACCGAUGCUCUGGCUCUCUUCCUGGGCUACAGCUCGCCCUUCGGUUCUGUCCGAUCCUUCUGCCUCUACGCCGGGAUUUCUGUUUGCUUCUGCUAUUUGUACGGCAUCACUUUCCUGGGGGCGUGCAUGGCUUUGAAUGGACAGAGGGAAGCAGAGAACAAGCACUGGUUCACCUGUGCCAAAAUCCCAGAGGACGAACCAUCCGGGAACUCAAAAGCCUUCAGUAUGUGCUGCGUUGGGGGACGCUACAAUCGAAUCACGGGAAAAGAGAAAACUGAGGCAAUGAGUUACAUUUUUGAGCGGUUCUAUGGUCCAUGUUUGACCCACAAAUUGACGAAAGCAUGUGUGUUUGUUAUGUAUGCAGGUUAUCUGGCUGUUAGCAUCUAUGGCUGCUGUAUCUUAAAGGAAGGACUGGACAUCAAGAAUCUGGCUUUGGACGAUUCCUACAUGAUUGAUUAUUACAACCAUCAAAGGCAGCACUUCUCUGAAUUUAGCUGCAAUGUGAUGGUGGCAGUGAAGAAACCCUUGUCCUACUGGGACAGUGAUGAAGAUCUGGAUUCAUGCAUUUCAAGUUUUGAAAGUUUGAACUUUGUGAAUAGCACAUUUGCUUGGUUCCUCUCCUAUAAAAACCACGCUAACGCCUCAAACCUCAACAUAAGCUCCCAAGAGGCUUUCUACACCCACCUGCCACGUUUCUUACAACUCAACCCAAUGUUUAGACAAGACAUCAAUCUGACUGUAGACGGUGACAUCCAGGCUUCUCGCUUUUUUGUCCAGACGCUAAACAAAGCUACGAUGAAGGACAUGAUGACUGGGCUCAGGAAAACAGCGGAGGAAUGUCCAGUGGAGCUUCUGGUGUUCCACCCUGCUUUCAUCUACUACGACCAGUACACCGUGAUCACAGAUAGCGCCGUUCAAACCAUCCUCGUCGCCGUGGUUGUGAUGCUUGUCGUCUCACUCAUCCUGAUACCCAAUCCUCUUUGUUCCAUAUCCGUAGCUUUUGCAAUUUGCUCAGUCAUCACCGGUGUUGCAGGAUUCAUGUCGCUGUGGGGUGUAAAUCUGGACUCCAUUUCCAUGAUCAACCUGGUCAUGUGCAUUGGCUUCUCCGUAGACUUCUCAGCGCACAUUUCUUACUCUUUCGUCUCCAGCACUAAGAGCGACGCCAAUGAGAAAGCUAUGGAUGCUUUGGCCCAUCUGGGGUAUCCGAUACUGCAAGGAGCUCUGUCUACUGUUGUAGGAGUGGUGGUGCUGUCUGCGUCCGGGAGUUACAUCUUUAGGACGUUCUUCAAGAUUGUGUUUCUUGUGAUUGUUUUUGGGCUGCUGCACGGUUUGGUGUUUAUUCCAGUGUUUCUGACGGUGUUCGGGGUCUCUGGAAGGUGCCGUUAA